Cercopithifilaria johnstoni is the source of this 288-nucleotide messenger RNA. Lineage: Eukaryota; Metazoa; Nematoda; Chromadorea; Rhabditida; Onchocercidae. The record is from the annotation of a GenBank genome assembly.
AUGGGUGAUAAAUAUGAAGUACUUAAUGCACAUCAAAAUGAUGCUACCGCAGCGAUACCACAUGCUUCAUUGUCUGGAUCACCAGCAGCCGAUGUGACACCUUUGCUGGACCCAGAAGCGGAAUUAUUAAAAAGUACUACCGAUCUUUGCACCAAAAAAUUUGAAUCUGAAAAAGAACAAGUGAAAGGGAUGCCAAGAAAAUUGAUGAUUAUGAUUUAUGUCGGUGCAAUGAUAUUAAGUAUUAUUUCAUUUAACAUUGGUAUAACUAUUGGCUAUUAUGCUUUGUAA